AGAGCACGCCGGGACGCUCUCUGGUCCCCGCCGGGCCGCUCUGGGCACUGUGGAAUUGGCCUUUCCCGCACCCGGACCUUCCGGUCAGCUCGCCCAUCUCGCGGAGUGACGUCCAUGGCAGCCAAUGAGCAGGCGGAGCUCGCCAUACCCCGCCCCUCCACUGGCACAGCGAACCAUUCCUGUUCUAGAGGAGACAGGACGAGCCAGGCCCCGGAAGAGGAGCGUUGGGAAAGGAGUUGGAAGUCCAGUUGUGUAGGACUUUCUGGAGGGGGGUAUUUCGGAGGACUCGACACCCCCAUAAUUGCACCCGACCCAAGGGGGCGAAUUGAGACCAGAGUGACCUGCUGGAGACUGUUUAUAACCAUGUCAGGACCGCGCAGGGAGAGGAGAUGGAAGCGGAGGCCUGAGGUGAUUGGAACUGCACAAUAAAGGGUGGCGGAUGCACUGAAACAGCAGCCCCCAUCUUCUGACCCUCAGCCAUCUGGACCCUUCUCACCUCACCCCAUGUCCUCCCCAGGGCUUCCUGAAUGAUGGCGUGCUGAAAAGCUCCCCAUGACCCAGGCUCCAUGGCGUCCAGAGAUGCAGCAUCCCUGCCAGACUCUCCCUGGGGGCCCCGCAUGGGGCCCUGGGAUGCCAUCCUCAAGUCCGUCAAGGAACAGAUCCCAUCCCUGGACUCGGAUUCCUCCUGGUCAGACUGUGAGGAAGAGGAGCUGUUCAUCUUCCAGCGAGAUCAAACCGCCCUGAUUCCCGACCUGUCGGAGGAGCUGGCUGAGGACCCUGCCAAUGAUGGCGUGUCCGGGCCCUGGGUGGCUGCGGGUGAUGAGUCUCCUUGUGAGCCAGCUCUGGUGACUGUGGAAUUUGCUGCGGAGCUUGGGAGUGAGUGGAAGUCCAGGACCAAGGAUUCAGCCUCUCAGGAAGGAAGGGACGUCCAAAAGCCUUUCCAGAGCCGUGGUGAGACCAGCUCUCUUCCUAGGAUCCCUGAGGAGAGCCCUAGGUGGCAGGAAGGUGCCCUUGAGAGUGUCUCCUUCGGCACCAAAGAGCCCCAGACUCCUCCCGGGGGGCCACAGGGAGAAGCCCCCACCUCCACCCGGGCAGAGGGAGCCCUAGCGACAGAGGCUCCGAUUGUGCCAUUGCUACCCCACCAAGGCUCUGCUUCUGUGGACCUCAGAGCCCUGAGACGAGAGAGGAGAAAGAUGAUAGAGAGGGAUAUGCUCCACAGAGUAACCCGGGGGGCCCAGGACUCAGCCUGUGGCGACCACAGGCAGGCAAAGAAGACACCCCAAGAAGCAGCUCCAAGGCCGCAGAUGCCACCAGGGGAACCUCAGGCUGGCUGCCCUGUGCUCUCCCUCCAGCAACUUGAAGAGUGGGAUUUAGACUACAUCCUUCAGAGUCUGGUGGGACUAGAGGAAGACUGGGGAGACGGAGAACCUGGAGACAUGUGGCGGGCAGCUGACCACUGCCAAGGCCGAGACCACACUGUGCCUGCUGCCCAAGACUGGCUCAUGGAACAGCUUACCCUCCUGUGUGCCAUGCCGUCCAUACUGUCAUCCUCUGCCUGGAAGGUUCCUGCAGACAGACCCCAAGACACCGAGGAGCAGCAGGCCGGCCACAGACAUGCUUCCAUGAGGCUGGGCUUCCAGGCUGAGCUGGGCCAGGGCAUGAGGCUGAAGGGCCUGGUGGAGCUGCCCACCAUCUUCAUUGAUCUGCGGCAGGCCAGGCCACCAGGCUGCCUGUCCCCGGCCAGCUCCAGCCACAGCUCCUCUGACAGCGAGGAAGACUCAGCAGCUGCGAGGGACCAGCAGGGCCCGGUGGAGGGGGCACUUUGUUCCCCCCAGCAGCUCCGGGACUGCACCGGCAAGAGCCAGCUGCUCCAGCAGCUCCGCGCCUUCCGCAAAGGGGCAGCUGCACCCAAGCUGGGUGCUGGCGAGGGUCCCAGCAGCCAGAAGGCUCAGGCCCCUGAAGAUACGGCUGGAUUGGGAAUGAGGAAGAAGCAGCACAUCAAACUCUGGGCCCUGGGGCGGGGUGCCCCGGCCACAUUUCCAGGAGGAAGUCCCAGGGCCCUGGGGGGCUCUCUUGGGCCAGCGACAGACAGGGAGGCCAUUAUGACUCCACUGGGCCAACCAUAGAUGGCUCAGGUAAGGAGACCUGUGGAGAGGUGGUGGGAGACUUGGCUUUCCAUGGACACGUGAGCCCAAUGAUGUACCUUCUCCCCUGUGUUCCCCCAGGAGCAUGAUUUGUUGAGCAGGGACCCCCGAGUGUCUGUUAGAAUCCCGUCAGAAUUUUCUGCGUGCACUUAGAGCAAGGGUGUACAUACGCAGGUGUACCUGAAGUUGGGAAAUAAGGUGACCCCCAUCCUCUGAGACUGGAUGGAAAGACCCCGCAGGAUGGCUUUGUUCUGACAGUUCUGGACGGUCAGAGCCUUGUCUGUCUUUCCCGUUUCUGCAUCCUUUCUCUUUACUGAACAUCUGUCAUCUCCAUCACACAAAUUCUUUUAGAAAUAGAAAGCUUUAAAAACUAAAAACUGCUUAGAGAAUUGCAGGGGUGGAAGGGUCUUAACAGAAUUUAGCUUGAUCUUCUGGGUCCCUGGAUACAUGCGCACCACACAUGUGUGCGCGCACAUGUGCGCGCGCACACACACACACACAAGACCAAAUGGACUUUUCAUAAAGGAGAAAAGGCUGGAAUCUGCUUUCUCUUUUUUCUCUUUAACCAAGACACAAAGGCACAAGUGUGUUCCAGGGUGGUCCAGGCCAACUAAAGAGAGCACAGACCUUACACACAUGGACGAGACACAGAAAUGUUCUAGCAGCUGGAACCUCUGUGUGGAACUGAACAGCACCUGCCCUGUCGAUAACCAGCCAGAGCUGGGGACAGCUGGGCCCCCUCUUCCCUGCCAAGGCCCCCACUCCACACGGGCAUCUCAGGUCUCCACCUCCUGGAUCAACCCCGUCAUUGCCAUGCCCCCAUUGCCCACCUCUACAAAGAGCUGCUCUGACCUAUGCUCUUAGCCCCGAGUUGUCCUCCUGCCCAAGGACCCCCAGCUUUUUUCCAGUGUAUUAGACACCCCCCCCCGUGCCCCGCCCCAUGGAAAGAGCAGAGAAACCACCUCAGGUCCCAACCUACCUCCAGUCAAACAGCAGACACGUUGCACCUGAGCACCAGACAUGGGACAGGUCCUGCUUGGCCUCUGCCAGUGGUUACAUCACGAAAUGCCAGCCACAGGUGGCUGAGACCUGGCACAGACCAUCACACUCAACUCCACUUGACCCACCCACACUGGAGACCCCCCAACUGGAGUAGCCCCACAAGGCCCCCCCCCAGCCCCCAAGCCCCAGUGAGGGGCAGUCUUCAUUCACACAGCUGCUGUCUCCUGUAGCCCAGCUCCCCCAGCCUGCAGAGGCCUCACCCACCCCACGCUGUGGGAUGCACACAGCAGGGUGCUGUCUGGUUCCUGAUGUCCUCAGCUACUGCCAGCCUCACUGUCAAGAGCAAAGGUGGUUUUCCCCUUUAGUCCCCUUUUCUCCCAUCGCUCCCCCUUUUAAUGCCAGCAAAUUCAUUUCGAAUGUCUCUGAAACAGCGACAGAAAAUAAAUUCUCUGCUCUGAGCCCGGCUGUUUGUGAAUCACUGUCUUAUGUAGGCGAGCAGGGGAAGCUCAGACCUGGGGCAAGAGCCGGCUUCAUCACCCGAGCAAGGUGUUAACAUAUGUUGUGCCUCAGUUUCCCCACCCACGAGAGGCAGUAUCACAGCAGAGACUCACACCUGGAACAAAGACCUUCCGUACAUGUUGGCCAUGAGGAUGAUGAUGGUGAGAAGGGGUGAGGGGAUGCAGGCAAGAAGGGGAAUAUACCUGGACCAAUGGAGGCAGCCAGAGGCACAGCUGAGGGCAUGAGCAAGCACUGGAAGGGGCCCAGUGGGAUGGCCUUGGCCCAGGCAGUUCUAGUCUCCCAAGAGUGCAGACCCCAGCCAGACUGCUUCCACCUCUGGCCAUAGCCUUGAAUGAGAAGUCUGGGGGCCAGAGACUGCACGGGAGUGCGGAUGGUCAGCAGAGGGAGAUGAGGCUGGGAACCAGUGCUGGCUCAGGGCUAGCACUCGGGUACUCUGCCACAGGAGCCCCCAGAGCUGGUCUAGAAGAUACAGACCACCUGCAAAUUGGGAGGCCCUACUCUCCAGAAAACACAUGGGACAGAGCAAAUGGCUCAGGGGGAGAGUGGGGUCAUUUAUUGAGGGAACGAAGAGACUGGGGUUGUGCUGACAGGUAACAUGAGAACAUGCACAGGGACUGGUGACAUGCAGAGUGAAUGGAGCAGAGAGAAAAGGGGCAGGGAAACUAGAGCACUGGAAACGCAACAACCGGAAUGCAAUUAGAGAAUGUUGAUGCAUUGUGAAAAUGUAACUGAUGUCACCGAACAGCUUGUGUAGAAAUUGUCAAGUGGGAACCUGAUUUGCUAUGUAAACUUUUAUCAAAAACAGUAUUACCUAAAAACAAAGUGAACAGAGUACUGCAGGGUGGGGUGAAGGCAGGGCCACCUGCCACAGGACAGCUACUCAGCCUGGAGGGAAUGGUCCAGAAGGCCCUGCUCAGCAGCUGCCCCCUGACGCUGCAAUGAUGAAACCAAAAGAGGACUCCAUGCUGUGCCUCCUGCCACUUACCUGACAACGGAUGUGAAUAGGUAAGAGGGGAACACAUGCCUUGGAGUCCACGCAGAAGCUCAAAGGUGAGACUUUGUGCCUUAGAAAGACCCAGUGGGGCAUCGAAGGAAGGCUUAGUCCCAGAAAAUGACCCAUUGGCCCAGGAGCGGGGCAGCCCUCAACCCUGACUCUGGGGAGGGGUCAAGCUCAAUCAAACCCCAGCUUCCUCACC
Messenger RNA from Loxodonta africana (African savanna elephant), 4861 nucleotides. RefSeq names its product dynein axonemal assembly factor 8 (gene DNAAF8). Gene Ontology annotation, cellular component: dynein axonemal particle. Gene Ontology annotation, molecular function: dynein complex binding. The coding region runs from base 567 to 2126 and encodes 519 amino acids. The transcript is spliced from 9 exons. NCBI's taxonomy places the organism in Eukaryota, Metazoa, Chordata, Mammalia, Proboscidea, Elephantidae. The record is from RefSeq and is a predicted model, not a curated record.